AUGGGGCUGCGCCCUCAGGCGUCUCGUCAGGCGGGCUCAAGUAUGGCAGCUCAGCGGCAGUGUAUAAAUAAGGCUGAAGCUCCGAUUCGGGCUCAGCAUCCGAGGUGUCACACGGGAGCACAAGCUAAAUUUGUCAGAAAGGGAGUCACUGUCACCCAGCCGGAGCAGUGGGACGGGGACUCUGUCAGCGCCGCGUGUCCUGGUUUGAGCAACAGAAGAAAACAAGACAAUUUUGCCUGUUACAUCAAUAUAGAUACGUGCAAGCGCCAUAAGCUUAAGCAAAGUUCUAAUGGCCCGGUGAAGAAGUCUAUGCGAGAAAAGGCUGUGGAACGCAGGAACGUUAAUAAGGAGCACAACAGUAACUUUAAAGCAGGAUACAUUCCAAUUGAUGAAGACCGUCUCCACAAGACAGGGUUACGUGGCAGGAAAGGCAACUUGGCCAUUUGUGUGAUUGUUCUUCUUUUUAUUUUGGCUGUCAUCAAUCUUAUUAUCACACUAGUUAUCUGGGCAGUGAUUCGAAUUGGUCCCAAUGGUUGUGACAGUAUGGAGUUCCAUGAGAGUGGCUUGUUGCGGUUUAAGCAGGUUUCUGACAUGGGUGUUAUACAUCCAUUAUAUAAAAGCACUGUAGGAGGCAGACGUAAUGAAGAUUUGGUGAUCACUGGAAAUAAUCAGCCUAUUGUAUUUCAGCAAGGAACAACCAAGCUUAGUGUGGAAAAAGACAAAACUUCUAUUACCAGUGAUAUUGGCAUGGAAUUUGUUGACCCACGGACACAAAAUACCUUGUUCAGCACAGACUAUGAAACUCAUGAGUUUCAUCUGCCAAAUGGAGUUAAAAUCUUGAAUGUACAAAAGGCCUCUACAGAGAGGAUUACCAGCAAUGCAACCAGUGAUCUAAACAUAAAGGUCGAUGGCCGUGCUAUUGUCCGUGGAAAUGAAGGUGUUUUCAUCACAGGCAAGACCAUUGAGUUUCGAAUGGGGGGUAACAUGGAGCUUAAAGCAGAAAACAGCAUUAUCCUGAAUGGAACUGUGAUGGUCAGCCCAUCGCGACUGCCAAGUUCUUCUUACGGGGAACAGUUUAAUAACGGCAACUGGCUGCGUUUCAAGCUCUGUAUGUGCGCAGAUGGGACGCUGUUCAAGGUUCAGGUGACAGGUUAUAACAUGGGUUGUCAGACUUCUGUCAAUCCGUGCGGAGCCACGCACUAAAACACAAACCACUACCAGGAGACUUCUCUUUUGUGUUUACAUAUAUUUGUACGAAGUAAUUGCAUGCCUUCAAGGAUUUCUGGUUUUACAGCAAUUUAUACUAACAUUUAUUACAUAAUAUUUUUAAGCAAAGGCUGUUACGUUCAACAGUAUUAUGUCAUCAUCCUGCCAUAAUAGUGGCACUGAUUUAGUAAGCUUUCAGUCUACAUGCAUACUGAAGUACCUUCUUGAAUUGGGAUCAGUAGAAUAUAUUUGAAGAAUGUG
This is a messenger RNA of Charadrius vociferus (killdeer), 1467 nucleotides long. RefSeq names its product sarcoglycan, beta (43kDa dystrophin-associated glycoprotein) (gene SGCB). The transcript is spliced from 7 exons. Gene Ontology annotation, biological process: muscle organ development. The coding region runs from base 1 to 1203 and encodes 400 amino acids. Lineage: Eukaryota; Metazoa; Chordata; Aves; Charadriiformes; Charadriidae. Gene Ontology annotation, cellular component: sarcolemma; sarcoglycan complex. The record is from RefSeq and is a predicted model, not a curated record.